This is a messenger RNA of Condylostylus longicornis, 1580 nucleotides long. Its product is annotated as jerky protein homolog-like. Gene Ontology annotation, molecular function: DNA binding. The transcript has a single exon. The coding region runs from base 117 to 1580 and encodes 487 amino acids. Lineage: Eukaryota; Metazoa; Arthropoda; Insecta; Diptera; Dolichopodidae. Gene Ontology annotation, cellular component: nucleus. The record is from RefSeq and is a predicted model, not a curated record.
ACUAAUGCUAAUUCAUUUGGUGGCCUAGGUAAGUAGAAGUACAUACAUUAAUUUAUAAUUAGUGUUUAUUUCUGUGUAAAAAUGACUUUUUUACCUGUAUAGGUAAACGAAAAACAAUGCGCACUGGUGAAUUCUUUAAGCUAGAAAAAAUGUUGUAUGAAUGGUUUUUAGAAGGCAGAAAAAAAAAUAUACCGAUUGAUGGUACCAUUUUAAAGAACAAAGCUAAAUACUUUUACAAAAAAAUAUAUAAAAAAGAUGACUUUUCUGCUAGUUCUGGUUGGCUCCAAAAAUUCAAAAAAAGACACGGAAUUCGAUUUAUAAAAAUUUGUGGUGAAAAGUUGUCUUCUCAAAAAGAACUUGUAGAUCCUUUUUUAAUCAAAUUAGCAGAAAAAAUAAAGCAGCUUAAUCUAGCGCCGGAUCAAAUCUACAACGCGGAUGAAACAGGCUUAUAUUGGAAACUGAUUCCGGAUAAAACUUACGUUUCAAACAAAGAAAAAAAUGCGCCUGGCCGAAAAGUUUGUAAACAACGUUUGACAUUUUUAGCGUGCACGAAUGCGUCUGGUGAUCAUAAAAUAAGACCUCUUGUUAUUGGAAAGUCAAAAAAUCCACGUUGCCUGAAAAAUAAACACAUUCCUGUAGAUUAUGAUUCUUCAAAAUCAGCUUGGAUGACUUGCUCAAUUUUCAAAACAUGGUUCGACACAAAAUUUAUUCCUCAAGUGAGAUGCUACCUUGAACAAAAAGGUCUUCGUAAAACAGCUCUUCUUUUGCUUGACAAUGCUCCAAGUCAUCCACCUGAAGAUGAACUCAUAAGUGAUGAUGGUCAAAUCAUUACAAUGUUUAUGCCGCCUAAUGUUACUGCCCUAAUCCAACCUAUGGACCAAAACUGUAUUAGAAUCACAAAAUUGAAAUACAGAAAUCUACUUCUGUCCCACAUAAUCGCAAAUAAGGCUGAAGAUUUAGAAUUUAUAUUGAAAAAAUUUAACCUUCGUAAUGCUGUUACAAACUUAUCGAAAGUUUGGGAAAGUUUAGAACCUGUAAUGAUAGCUAAGUGUUGGAAAAAAAUUUUUUCUACUUCUUUCGAUAAUGAAUAUGAUUCUGAAGAUGAAAUCCCAUUAAUAAAUUUAAAAUCCCAAAUGUUUUCAGAUCAGGAAAUGAACAUUACAAAAUCAUUAUUUCAGAAGAUUUGUCCAAAUGCCAACUUAUCAUCAAAAGAUAUUUAUACGUGGAAUGAAGAUGUAAACUUAGAUGAUGAAACUCCUGCUGUUGAAAUUGAAUCUGAUGAUACUGACGUAUCUGAAGAGGUAGUAGAAGUUCAAACUAAAAUGAGUCAUUCUGAUGGAAUCAAAGCCAUCAACGACUGUUUGAAAUACACAUUAGAAAAUCGUGCAACAAACGAAGAAAUUUCCGUUUUGAAAAAUAUUCGAGAAAGAGCUGUUUUGGAGCAAAGUAAGCAAACAUUUAAAGAAUGCAAGAUUACAGAUUUUUCAAAUGAAUGCGUUAAAACCAGAACUCUUUCAAAUAAAUGUAAAAAGUUAUUUAAAUUCCUAACUUAUGUUUUCAGAUUCUUUGUUAAUUUUUAG